Formica exsecta is the source of this 3092-nucleotide messenger RNA. RefSeq lists its product as uncharacterized. The record is from RefSeq and is a predicted model, not a curated record. Gene Ontology annotation, biological process: carbohydrate metabolic process. The transcript has 5 exons. Gene Ontology annotation, molecular function: protein binding; chitin binding; hydrolase activity, acting on carbon-nitrogen (but not peptide) bonds. Gene Ontology annotation, cellular component: extracellular region. Bases 342 to 1946 code for a protein of 534 amino acids. Lineage: Eukaryota; Metazoa; Arthropoda; Insecta; Hymenoptera; Formicidae.
CCAGUCCAUUGAGCGGUACCUACACCUUCAAGGUCCGUGUCCUUGAAGGCGUCCUCGAUUUUUGUCCCGUGUGCAGUUACACGAAAAGAAUCGCCGCGGUUCUCCCUUUUGCAUCUGAGUCCCCCCUGCACUCUCCCUGUUUCUGAAACGACGAACAAGCACGUCGCCAUUCCAUCCCGCGAUCAAGUACCCUUCCAUCCCUCGCUGAUCAGCAGCGUCGGGCAAAUCGGUUGAGCGGGAGUGAUUGAAGAAGUGAAGAGGUUUGGGUACAAGACGAAGAAGACGAAGAAGACGACAACGACGUCGAGGAGAAGAAGUCACAUUUCCCGCCGAGGAUCAACAUGAGGUCCUCGCUGGUGCUGCUCCUGGUAGCAGCUUUUGUUCUUGCCGAGGGCUCGAACCGAGUUAAGCGACAAGAGGACAAGAAGGAGGAGAGCUUUGAGAACGAGAUCUGCAAAGAUAAGGAUGCCGGCGAGUGGUUCAGAUUGGUCGCCGGCGAGGGUGAUAAUUGCCGCGACGUUAUUCAAUGCACGAGUUCCGGUCUGCAGGCGAUCAGAUGCCCGGCCGGUUUAUACUUCGACAUCGACAAGCAGACGUGCGAUUGGAAAGACUCUGUCAACAACUGCAAACUGAAGAACAAGGAGAGAAAGGCCAAGCCCCUGCUCUACACCGAGGAACCGCUUUGCCAAGAUGGUUAUCUCGCGUGCGGCGACGGAUCUUGCAUCGAGAGAGGUCUUUUCUGUAACGGCGAGAAGGAUUGCACGGACGGCUCCGACGAGAACAUUUGCGACAUGGACAACGAUCCCAAUAGAGCUCCACCAUGCGACCCCGCCGUGUGCGUUCUUCCCGACUGCUUCUGCUCGGAGGAUGGUACCACGAUACCCGGCGAUCUCCCGGGCAAGGACGUGCCACAAAUGGUCACGAUAACCUUCGACGACGCCAUCAACAACAACAACAUCGGCCUCUAUAAGGAUAUUUUCAACGGUAAGCGCAAGAAUCCGAACGGCUGCGAUAUCAAGGCGACGUUCUUCGUCUCGCACAAGUACACCAACUACUCCGCGGUCCAGGAAAUGCACAGAAAGGGCCACGAGAUCGCCGUCCACUCUAUCUCGGCAAGGCAUAAUGACGACGAGCGCUUCUGGUCGGACGCGACCGUUGACGAUUGGGCAAAGGAGAUGGCCGGUAUGAGGAUCAUCGCCGAGAAGUUUGCCAAUCUGACGGACAACAGCGUGGUGGGCGUGAGAGCCCCAUAUCUGCGAGUCGGCGGUAACAAUCAAUUCACCAUGAUGGAAGAGCAAGCCUUCCUGUACGACUCCACCAUCACUGCGGCCUUGAACAAUCCCCCAUUGUGGCCGUACACCAUGUACUUCCGGAUGCCGCACCGCUGCCACGGAAAUCUUCAGCACUGCCCCACUAGAUCGCACGCUGUGUGGGAGAUGGUGAUGAACGAAUUGGACCGGCGCGAGGAUCCGCAGAACGACGAGUACCUGCCCGGCUGCGCCAUGGUGGAUUCUUGCAGCAACAUCUUGACCGGUGACCAGUUCUACAACUUCCUCAAUCACAAUUUCGAUCGUCACUACGAGCAAAAUCGCGCGCCUCUCGGCCUCUACUUCCACGCUGCCUGGCUGAAGAACAAUCCGGAAUUUCUGGACGCCUUCCUUUACUGGAUCGACGAGAUUCUGCAGAGUCACAACGACGUCUACUUCGUGACGAUGACCCAGGUGAUUCAGUGGAUUCAGAACCCGCGCACCAUCACCGAGUCGAAGAACUUCGAGCCUUGGCGGGAGAAGUGCACGGUAGAGGGUGCGCAAGCGUGUUGGGUGCCUCAUACCUGCAAACUGACCUCCAAAGAGGUGCCCGGCGAGACCAUCAACCUUCAGACUUGCGUGCGCUGUCCUAAUAAUUAUCCCUGGGUGAACGACCCGACCGGUGACGGCUUCUUCUAAACUGCCGAGAGCGCGAUCCUCUUUUUCGUCUAAGUCAAGUCCCUCCUCCUGUUUCUCCUCUCUGUUCUCCUCGGCCCUGCGGAUUUCCUUUUUUCCUGUAUCUCGAUCUGAAGGGCACGUCGCGUCACAAAUCUUCACAAUUCAACACGACGCCGGAUAUCCAUCGACUGAGGCGUCCGUAUCCUCGAGACUUUUGAAAGCAACGGCGACGAGGCACACAAGAGAAAAGAGAAGAGACGUCGUCGACCCGUUAGGCUCUGGCAACUCCGCUCUAGUUGUCAAUAAUUUUGCUGUUUUAUUGUUGAGAACGAUGUAUCUGUGAUGAUUAAGUUCUGUUCGAUUAAGAACUAGAACACUACACAGAGUCUAAUGGAUUAAAGACGAAUAAAAUAGAGGGAAGCUUUCUAUCCGCUUCGCAUUCACAGAUAUCUCUUCCAUAUUGAAGUUUAGCUUCAUCCAAAGUAUAUAAAAAAAUAAUUGCAUUAUUAUUUGAGAAAAUCAUAAAAAUUACAAAAUUUUUUUACGCGUGCCUCGUUAUCAGCUGGUAAUUAAAGUAACAUUCAUCAUACGCCAGCAAUCUGUGAUAGACUCCCGAGAGAGGCGGCGUUCUCGAAGUCCUCGAGGCGGCAAUGACGGCGACGACUAUGACGACGACGACAACGAGAUUCGCGCGCAUUCCAUUCGAAAUCGGCGAAAAGCAAAACAAAAUGUCGCGCCCCACCCGAUCCCAUGAGGAGAAAUCGCGGAUCUCCUUCGAUAGCGGCGACUGGCGAUCCGCGAGUGGGGGAUUCCGUGUGUAAUAUAACCGUGUCCCCUUCUCAUUCUCUCUUUCUGACUCGCAUCUCUGAUUUCCCGACCGAUAUCGAUCUAUCGGCGAAUAUCCGUCUUCCUUCAAUCCCCCUUUCCCUCCCUCGACGGAAGUAAUCUAUGAAAACCGCCAGAUUAAUAUUGUUCCCCGAUUCGAAGUGUGCCCUUACUUUUUUAAGGGUUCCGCCGAUCUAUAUAUAAAUAUAUAUAUAUAUAUUUAUAUAUAUGGAAAUUAAAUAUUGUAUAUGUAUAUUUGUAAAAGUAAGUGAUACUACCAACAUAGCGUUCUCUCGACGAACCUUUGAAUAAAAAAUUCUGAGAAAUCUUAAACACGAUGCG